Messenger RNA from Lasiodiplodia theobromae, 1356 nucleotides. Its product is annotated as Benzoate 4-monooxygenase cytochrome p450. NCBI's taxonomy places the organism in Eukaryota, Fungi, Ascomycota, Dothideomycetes, Botryosphaeriales, Botryosphaeriaceae. The record is from RefSeq and is a predicted model, not a curated record. Gene Ontology annotation, molecular function: oxidoreductase activity, acting on paired donors, with incorporation or reduction of molecular oxygen; monooxygenase activity; heme binding. The transcript has 6 exons. Bases 1 to 1356 code for a protein of 451 amino acids.
AUGCGAAUCCUGCUGAUCGCCUCGCAGCUAUGGCGCCUCAUCAAAACAUCUGGCGGUCGGUUUCACCGCGCAAUCGACGAGCAGCACAAACGUCACGGCCCUGUCUUCCGCGUCUCCCCGAACGAGCUCUCCUUUGCGACCGUGCAGUCGUGGAAGGACAUCUACGGCCCCGCGCCAAGCUCGGGCCGGACAUGCAUCAAGAGCGAGUUCUACAACAUGUACGGCUCGGCCUAUCGGUCAGCGUGCAUUGGCAGCGAGCGCGAUCCCAAGCGACAUGCGGCGAUGAAGAAGAACCUUUCUGCAGCCUUCUCGACGCGCGCCCUGCUCCAGCAGGAGAGCAUCAUCAGGAAGUGCGUUGACGGCUUCGUGCAGCGUAUCGGCGAGCAGCCAGAUGCUCUGAAUAUGACCAAGUGGUACGAGAUGAUUUCGUUUGACAUUCUCGGCGAGAUGGCAUUCGGAGACUCGUUCCACGCCGUUGAGAGCGCGCGCCCGCACUUCUGGUCGGAGCUGAUCGUCGAGCACCUGUAUUUUGUCACCAUCCUCGACAAUUUGCGCCGCUACCCCCUUCUAGUUACACUGGGAAAGCUCAUUUUGCCAUUUGCGACUGUCAAAGUGCGAGACAAGCACUCUGGUUACACAAGAGCUCAUGUCGAACGACGGCUUGAGGCCAAGUCAGCCAGAAAGGACUUCCUAACCAAUAUGGUCGGCAAAGUAGACAGUGGUGAAGUGGACAAGGAAGAAAUGAUCGCUCAUUCAUCGACGCUGGUUAUCGCCGGAGGAGAAACGACGUCAACAUUUUUGGCCGCUACAACAUAUUACCUUUGCAAGACCCCAGGUGCCUACCAAAAGCUUUGCAACGAAAUUCGCGGCGCCUUCGCAAGUUACGAUUCCAUUGAUGCACUGAAGGCGCAGCAAUUGCCGUAUUUGCAAGCCGUCAUUGCCGAGGGCCUGCGCAUGUAUCCACCAGGGUCGCAAGGAUUUCCGCGCAUAUCUCCCGGUGCCCCAAUAGAUGGGCACUGGGUUCCUAGAGGAGCGGAAAUUUACACCAGUGCCUGGACCGUCACACACGACGAGAAGAACUUCCACGAGCCAAUGGAAUUCAAACCCGAACGUUGGAUCGAUCUAGAGUGUACUGAUGAUAAGGAAGCUAGCCAGCCGUUCUCACUGGGUCCUCGCGGGUGCCUCGGGAGGAAUUUCGCGUACGUUGAGAUGAACCUGAUCCUCGCAACGCUGUUUUGGAAGUACGAUCUGGAGCUUUUAGACGAAUCGUUAGACUGGGAAGGCCAGAGCCACAUCCACAUCAUGUGGUGGAAGCCCGAACUUCGUAUUCGUGUGCUUCCGAGGAAGGCCGAAUAA